Arabis nemorensis is the source of this 237-nucleotide messenger RNA. Lineage: Eukaryota; Viridiplantae; Streptophyta; Magnoliopsida; Brassicales; Brassicaceae. The record is from the annotation of a GenBank genome assembly.
AUGAGAGCCACUGGUGAUGUUAUAGCAGUCGAAGAAGACAGUGCUUGGUCUCUAACUAGCAGCGAUACAAAUACUUCAUCGAGACAAAGCAAGAGCAAAGGAACUCUGGUUAUUCUCCCGACGACUCCCGACCACUCUUACCAAACAGAUGACAAAUUCAGGGAAGACAGAGUUUUCAAGAAAAUCCAAAUCAAUAAGAAAUGUGGACUCUGCUUCUUGUUCUGUGGCAAGAAAUAA